Molecule: messenger RNA, 924 nt
Organism: Chondrus crispus (carragheen)
Lineage: Eukaryota; Rhodophyta; Florideophyceae; Gigartinales; Gigartinaceae
Product: 1-acyl-sn-glycerol-3-phosphate acyltransferase
Exons: 1
Coding region: 1-924 (307 amino acids)
Biological process (GO): phosphatidic acid biosynthetic process
Molecular function (GO): 1-acylglycerol-3-phosphate O-acyltransferase activity
Source: RefSeq, a predicted model, not a curated record
AUGCCGUCCUUAGGCUUCGUCCCGGGAAUCGCCCCACUCAUCUCGUCAACUGGCACUUCCGGUCUCUGCAAACCACGACCCAUCCGUCGCCCUCGGCCCUCAGCUUUGCGCCGAAAACAAGUCAUCGCGACUGCCCAGCCCCCUGGUGCCUCGUCCGUCGAUUCGAAUGAGAGCACUUCUCCACCCCCCGGAUCCAAGCCAGCCAAACGUGUUGGACUCGUCACAAUUCUGCUUGUCGUCGGCGCAAUAUUAUGGGCUCUCCUCAUUAGCGCCGUCAUGUUCGUCACCCGUUUACUCCGCUUUCCCUCUGACAAGAAUCAAAAAUGGUCCGCUUCCUUAACCUUGCUAUGGAUGCGCGAUAUUAUGCGCACCGCAUUCGUCCGCGUCAAAGUGCAUGGACGCGAGAAUCUCCCGUCUGCCGCCUCUCUCGUUGUGGCCAACUCCCAAUCUCCCCUUGAUAUGUUUGCCCUUGCCUUCCUACGCCUCGACCUCCGAUUCAUGGCCCCGACUCGUGCCUUUACGCUUCCCAUUCUCGGAUGGAUGCUUGCUCGCGCUGGCUGGAUCGGCGUUGGUGGCGUCGAUAGGAAGAGUCAAAUGAAGACCUUGGGUGACAUCGGCUCGAAGCUUACGGAGGGAAGUAGUGUCGCUAUCUUUCCAGAGGGUAGCAUGAAUCAGUCUGGCGUCAUGAAAAGGUUCCCCAGUAUAGCUUUCAGACCCGCUCGAAAGAGUGGGGUCCCCAUUGUUCCGGUUACCAUACACGGGGGUGGGUCUAUGGGCGAGGGCUUAGUCCCGUAUAAGUAUCCAAAGGACGGCAUUCAGGUUACCAUUCAUCCACCAAUUUCACUGGAUUCAGGAUCAGACAAGGAAAUUGCGCAACAAGCCUACGAAGUUGUACGAUCAGGCCUUCCAGCACACUUACAUUAA